GAUUUGACAACACUCAAACUUGGCGCCAAAAGGAUCAACCAUCAGCUGAUUCAAGAGAAGAAAAUAGUAUAAGUACGCCCGAAAUGUCGGUUAAUUUCCCAGUCAGCAGUUUUUAUUCGAAAGAGAGAUGUAAACGAUUAUUAGAAAUAGAAAUUAAGUUGGAGAGGAGUGUCUCAGAAACAAAGAAAAGGCCUUUACCCCCUCGUCUAACAAGCUCUUUACAAGGACACCCUCCAGACUGGAAAAUUUUUCACAAACAAGAAGAAGCAUUGGUUUAUGCAAAUCAACGUGGGCUAGGUCUUAUGACAUUUUCUUUUGAAGAACAAGUCCCUGGUAGUGAAGGCAGAAGGAAAUAUGUAGUUACUCAUCCCACGAACAUGUGGAAGAACCACAUAUCGAGACCACCUGAUCAGCGUUGUAGUUAUGAGGUGAUACCUGCUGGAAGCCAAUCCAAGCUGUACUUUGAUCUUGAAUUCAACAAACUUGCAAAUCCAAUGAGUGAUGGCAGCAAAAUGGUUGAAACUCUAUUAGAAGCAUGUUCCUGGGCUUUGGAAGAUGUCUACAAUCUUCAGGUUAGAAAAUGUGAUGUGUUGGUAUUAGAUGCAACCACAACCACCAAAUUUAGUCAGCAUCUUGUAUACCAAAAUCCUACAAUUUUCUUCAAAGAUAAUUUCCAUGUAGGAAAUUUUGUAAAGCAUCUGAUGAUGUUGGUGAAAAACUGUAAUAUUCCCAACAUCGAUGGGAACGACCAGCGGGAUUUAUUUGUAAAGAAUGAUAAAGGGGAAUCUGUCAGUUUUUGCGAUCUGGCUGUCUAUACGAAAAACAGAAAUUUCCGCCUCUUCCUAGCGUCCAAGUUUGAAAAAAAAGUUCCUCUUCUUAUUGCAAACACCAACACGUACAUACCUGAUAGGACUCGCUAUAGUACGGAAGACUGGCCAACUGAUGACGCUGCCAUCUUUUCCUCAUCUCUAAUCACAUAUUUUGGAAACAGACAGCAAAUUGAAGCUCAACAGCAAGAGCAACUGUUAACUUUCGAAAAUAAGCAAGUCGAUGAAUUGACGCCGGUGAACUCAAGUAAUGAUACAACACAUGUUAACUUGGCAAACGAUCCGUCAUUAAAUGGCUAUAAAUCUUCUCCUUGGAUUGAAAUCGACCGGUUCGUCACGGAACUUAUUGCCCCUGCAGGCACAAUUCGCCAAUGGGUCUAUUACGAGAAAACUGAAACAAUUGUUUACCAUAUUCAGGGGACUCGCUACUGUUCUAGCAUUGGUCGGGAGCACAAGAGAAACCAUAUCAAGUAUGUUGUGAAUUUACCAAACGCAACGUAUUAUCAGAGUUGUUUCGAUCCUGAUUGUGCUCAGUCUCGCCAACCACCACAGCCAAUCCCUCCAGAACAUUUGCCCUGGUUCAAUUUACUGACUGAUUCCACAUCCUUCGACAUUGUUUCAUAAAAGAUUGAAUUCAACGUAGCUGUGUACGUUUUUUUUUUUUUUUGUGAAACAAUGCUGAUGAUUGGCUGCAUUUAUGUGCAAUGAAACGAAGAAAAAAUUACUUAAAACUU
Messenger RNA from Daphnia carinata, 1561 nucleotides. RefSeq names its product DNA-directed primase/polymerase protein-like. Gene Ontology annotation, molecular function: chromatin binding; DNA-directed DNA polymerase activity. The record is from RefSeq and is a predicted model, not a curated record. NCBI's taxonomy places the organism in Eukaryota, Metazoa, Arthropoda, Branchiopoda, Diplostraca, Daphniidae. Gene Ontology annotation, biological process: response to UV; error-prone translesion synthesis; mitochondrial DNA replication. The coding region runs from base 84 to 1451 and encodes 455 amino acids. Gene Ontology annotation, cellular component: mitochondrial matrix; nucleus. The transcript has 3 exons.